AUGGGGAUUGGCGCAACCGCUACUGGUAGUCAUGAACCCAAGCCUAAUGAGGCAGCCAAAGAGGGGGUUUCACCUAACCUAACCGGAAAGGUUUCUAUAGAACCUAAUGAGGUUAAGGCAUUAAAACAAAAAUAUGUCUCUGUAUUUAGAGGUGGUCCGGGGGAGAUCAAAGAUGUUGAGGCUAGGAUAGUCUUAAAAGAAAACUCUAUCCCUAAGUUUUGUAAAUAUAGACCUGUUCCGUACGCUUUGCAUACUUCUGUUGAAGAAGAGAUUGAUCGGAUGAUAUCCGAAGGUAUUGCCUACCCUGUUACAAGCUCACAGUGGGCUACCCCAAUAGUAGUUAUACAAAAGAAACAAGACGUCCGCUUGUGCGGGGACUUUAAAGUUACUCUGAACCAGGUUAUACAGUCAGAACAUUAUCCGUUGCCGCAGCCCGAAGAUAUAUUUGCCUCGUUAGCAGGCUGUAAAUGUUUUUCUGUGUUGGAUUUGGAGGCGGCGUACCUCCAGCUUGCUGUUGCAGAGGAGUCUCAGGAACUUUUGACAUUGGCGACACAUAAAGGUCUCGUGCGGCUACGUCGCUUACCAUAUGGCUUGUCGUCAGCCCCGGCCCUCUUCCAGGCGGCGAUGGACAAGAUAAUUGGAGGACACCCAGGUACAGUGGCGUACCUAGAUGAUGUGUUGGUUGGUGGAUCAUCCCGAGAGGAGGCUCUAACAAGAUUGGAACAUGUUCUGCAGCGACUUCAAAGCUAUGGAGUUAAGACAGAUCAUGCGCCUUUGGUUGCCAUUUUUGGAAGUAAGCGAGGAGUGCCGUGUGUAGCUGCGGCUCGUCUGCAACGCUGGGCGUUGAUUCUGUCAGCCUAUAACUUCGAGGUGAAGUACAGGCGAGGGGUGGAUCUCCCUCAUGCUGAUGCCCUUUCAAGAUUGCCGCUGCCCAAUGAUGAGACCAUGGAAUUAGAGGCCAAUCACCUCUCUCACGUGGAAAAUGUGGUGGAAGUAUUAAGCUGCUACAAAUUGGUGAGUGACGACACACCUAUUACGGCUAAAGAUAUUGCUAGAUUGACUGAUAGGGAUCCUGUGUUAUCAAAAGUAAGGGACUUUAUUUGGCACGGUUGGCGUUCGGCCGAUGAACCUGAGUUAAUUGCAUAUUUCAGAAGGAAGGAUGAACUGUCGGUUGACAACAAUUGUGUCGUUUGGGGAGCACGAGUAGUCGUGCCCGAUAAGCUUCGGAGUGCUGUAAUCCGAUUACUACAUGACCAGCAUCCAGGAAUAUCGCGUAUGAAAAUGUUAGCCAGGAGCUACGUCUGGUGGCCUGGUCUUGAGAAAAAUAUAGAGGAAACCGUGUCCACCUGCACUGUUUGUCAGUGCACUAGAAAUGCUGCCGUUAAGGUGCCAUUGCAUCAAUGGCCUAGAACUACCAACAGAUGGCAGAGAAUUCAUAUUGACUAUGCGGAAGAUCCGCAAACUAGACAACAACUGUUAGUUAUAGUUGACAGUUUUUCAAAAUGGCUUGAAGUAUUUCUUAUGAAAUCAACUACAUCAUUCAAAACCAUUGAAAGAUUACGAACCUUGUUUGCUGCUUAUGGGUUGCCGGAAGAACUGUUAAGUGACAAUGCACCUAAUUUUACGAGUGCCGAGUUCAGGGAGUUUCUGAGUAGGAAUGGUAUAAAAUUCACCUUGUCACCCCCCUAUCACCCUGCGUCCAAUGGCGCAGCCGAAAGAUGUGUGCAAGAGGUAAAGAAAAAUCUGCAGAGGCAAGUGAUAGAAAGUCAAUUGGAAGGUGUUACCUUACAGCAUAAAUUAGACAACUUCCUGUUUGUGUACCGGAACACACCCAGCACAGUAACUGGACUCUCACCAGCCGAGUUGUUUCUCCAAUGGAAACCCAGAACAAAAUUAACCCUACUUAAGCCUAAUUUGUUGUCAGUGAUUGAUAAAAAGAAGGAACAGCAACGUUCAGCUGCAAACAGCAUCCGAGGUGGUGCUAGAUAUUUUGGCAAAGGAGAUAAGGUGUGGGUGAAGACGGUCAGAGGGGAGCAUGUGUCAUGGGUUCCUGGAAAAGUGAUGGAGCAAAGAAGCCCUGCGACUUAUGUUGUAAGUGUGUUAGGCAAGGUCCGGUUUUGUCAUGCGGACCAUCUGCGUUCCAGUCUUCUGGGAGACGAAGAGGAGACUUUGGUGGAUAGGCGAAUUCCACAGCCAUCACCAGUCAAGGCAUCACCUCCGGUUAGGCCUAUUUCACCAGUGAAGAUACCUAGCCCUCAGCCAGCGGCGAUAACGCCCUCACAUCAGAGGCGAAGCCUGCCAGAAGCAUCUAGCCCUCUACCAAGACUUGAAGAAAGACAUGAAGUGCAGUCAAGCCCGAAACUUCUUAGACGGUCUCAACGGGCCGUUCGUAAGCCGAGGAGGCUUGAUCUUUAA
Macrosteles quadrilineatus (aster leafhopper) is the source of this 2415-nucleotide messenger RNA. RefSeq lists its product as uncharacterized. Lineage: Eukaryota; Metazoa; Arthropoda; Insecta; Hemiptera; Cicadellidae. Gene Ontology annotation, molecular function: nucleic acid binding. Gene Ontology annotation, biological process: DNA integration. The transcript is spliced from 3 exons. The coding region runs from base 1 to 2415 and encodes 804 amino acids. The record is from RefSeq and is a predicted model, not a curated record.